UGAAAGCUAACACAAAAUGUCAUCCGUGCUCAACCACAGAUUCAUAUCCGAGAGUAGUUUUACUUCCACAGAGUCGAAAGAACUCCAGCUUGACAUCCUGGGCUUCCUAAAUUUUAUCCACAAAUUAGGGGUUGAUAUCGUCCCGAUUACAUGGCAAUCAGCACGACAACCGAUCGGGUGGGGUGCAACAAGUCAAAUCAAUGAGGCGCAUAUCAGCAUCACAACCAGUUUUGCAUUCAAAUGCGCUUCCGACGCACAAAAACAACGAGGUCUGUCGAAAGUCUUGGAAGCCUUGAUGAACGAAAUUGGAGUUCUUGCUCAACCUUCAAUCAGGAAUCAUCCCAAUGUUGUGGAUUUGCAAGGCAUUUGCUGGGAUGUCGAAUCUGAACACGAGAUUUGGCCAGUCUUGAUCUUGGGAAAAUCCGAGUUUGGAAAUCUGCAUGACUUUGUGUCUUUACCAAACGGAAGGGCGCUGUCUACGGAGCAACGCCUAGAACUAUGUGUUGAUAUUGGCACUGCAAUACAGGAUAUGCACAAUACCAACAUUGUGCAUGGUGACAUCAAGCCCGAGAAUGUUCUCAUUUUCAGAGACCCAAGUGAACUUGGAGAAUACAUUGCGAAGGUUUCCGAUUUCGGGUAUUCAGCUAGGCUUCUGAGCGCCGACGACACAUGCUUAAUGUCUCGAUCACUACCAUGGCAUGCUCCUGAACACAGCUUUGAUCUGGUCGGUCUCGUUCAAGCACAAAAGAUGGACGUGUUCUCGUUUGCGUUACUUUGUUUCUGGGUAUUGUUUGAAAAGUAUCUUGCUGUAGAAGCGAUGUUUCCAGUGGAAGCACAGUGGGCAGAAGAGUAUUUCCCUGCAUACAAGGACGAACACCUCAGCAAAAGGUUUCUCGAGAAUCUCAAAAACUCGAAUAUGACUUCAGCCUUGGCCCGGGAACUGGUUGCCGCUGAUGAAUUUCUCGAUGCUGGAACUAAGCAGGCCUUGAUACAUUUUUUCACAGUUGGUUUAGCGCCUGAACCAAACUCACGAUCACAAGACCUUGGAGGACUCUUGAAUGACCUUGUUUCGAGGAGAUCAGCGCGGCACAAGAGUACCGAUGCAACGACGCUACAUACGCCGGAAUACGACUACGAGUUGGCGGUAGAACUAGUCGAUAACAUGUCGUCGUUGUAUGCCUCUGACUACCGGGUCAGAAAAUAUCUCAGACACUGCUUGCAAGAACGGAUGGAACGAAACAGUGGUUCUACGGAAAGACAGAAACUUGCGUUCCAACUUGCUGUUUGUAACGAGAUUGGAUUUGGGGCACUGAGAGAUGUUCUAUUGGCUGAGAAACUAUUACAGCAAAGUGGCAGAACGCGUGAUGAGCUUCAAAAAACACUGAUACGGGUUAUGACUAGUAGUGAUAGUCGGACUGGCAGUUCGAACUGGAGUAUCCUGCGAAAAUUAGGCCACGUCAAGAUGAUCAACUUUGCGGAUCAAUUUCAUCAGAUCGAUGAACUGAGACUGGCCGAAGAGGAGUACAAGAGAGAGAUGGCGGAUAUUGAACAGUCUCUAGGCAAAUCCAACGGCUUAUGGAUGUUCCAUUCGCAGACACUGACGCUAAUUUAUAAUAAACUUGGGCAGUGGCAAAACGCAGCAAGAAUAUUGGAAGAAGCACUCAAGUCGGCAACUUCAUCUGGAGAUGAUGAGAUCUCUAUCCUCCAGAUGAAUCUGGCACAAAUGUAUCGACACGAAAGUCGACUUACAGAAGCGGAACGCCUAUUAGCGGACACCUUGAGUCUGCUGUCGGAAAGUUACGCAGAGAACGAUCUGCGGGUUCUCGAAUGCAAAAUCAAUCUGGCUUUGGUGUUGAAAGAUCAAAAUCGACUACAGGAUGCGGUUGAUCUGCUUCUGAAAGCUCUGCCAGUCAUCCAGGGGAUGUUGGGUAGAGAGAAUCCUACCGCUCUUUCAACCCUUUCGAAUCUUGGAUCAAUAUAUUUCCUACAAUCGCGGUGGUCACAAGCUGAGAUAAUACACAUGGAGACCAAAGAUACUUGUGAAAGAGUACUUGGAGCAUAUCAUCCAUUCACCAUCUUGAGCGUCAAAAACCUUGCUAACUUAUACGCCCGCGGAGGACGAUUCAAUGAAGCAGAAGAAAUGCUUUGUGCCUGUCUAUCAAGAGGAAAAAGGGCGUUGGGCGAACAAAACCCCAUAGUUCUCGACACCUUCGAGGAACUUGCUAAUACAUACAUUAGCCAAGACCGGCUCGGAGAGGCUGAGGCAAUGUUAAGUCGAAUUGUAAAAGUUCGAAGAGACGUACUUGGACCCGAACACCCAGAUACAAUCAUCGGUAUGCAUAGACUGGGCGUGUGCUACCAGCGAUCAGGGAGAUGGCGUGAAGCUAAAGAAAUGUACAUCCAAGCUUUGGAACUUUCCAUCAGCCAUUUUGGACCCAAACACCGUUCUACCUUACACAAAUGUUUGGAUCUAGCCUCGUUAUACAUGGAACGUGGAUAUGCGACUAAGGCAGAACAUUUGAUGCUAGAAGUAAUGAGAGGGGAGGAAGAGUUACACGACCGAGAUGAAUCCCUUCGUAUCGACACUCUCGCAAAACUAGUGACAGUCUAUCGGCAACAAGAGCGGUUGGAUGAAGCAGAGCAAGCAGCAGUUCAGGCCAUUGGUGCUCAAUCACGUCUACAUGGAUACCAUCACUCAUUAGCACUGGAAAGCAAGAACAACUUGGGUGCGAUACUAAGGGAUCAGAGGAAAUAUACGGAAGCCAAAACUGUGUUCCUCGAAGUUAUCGGAAUCAAGGAACUGCAUGGCGUUCGAGAUGCAGCAUACUUGGUGAGUAAAUACUGUCUGGUUACAGUAUACAUAGCAGAGGAACUUUGGGAUGACGCGUUCAACUUGGGAAUGGAAGUUUUGGGUGUGACUGAAGUAAAAUUUGGAACCCAUCAUCGCCUCUGGCUUCUGACUAUGGAAGAGGUCAUCAUAGCGUGUACGAGCUUGGAGAGGUGGACUGACAUCGCAGAACUCGAACAGCAGGUACUGAAGAUCGACGAUCAUGUAUGGACCGAAGAUUACACAAAUAUCCUCAGGGUGACCAAGAGCAUUAUUUCAGCUUUAGUUGUCCAAGAAAAGUGGACACAUGCCGCCAGGGUUAGCGAGCAGGUAGUAUGCAAUUUGCAAAGAGUUCUAGGGACGGAGGAUACCGACACGCUUGAAUAUAUGCGUUUAUUGUCGUGGAUAUACACAAAAGAUGGAAGGUGGUCAGAAGCCGAGAUAGUUAUGCUGGAGGUGGUUGCAAAGUGGAAGCUGUUGAUGGGGGAAGAGCAUGAAAAGACAUUGAGCCAUAUGGCAGAUCUCGCUAGCAUAUAUUCUGGGCAAGGUCGCAACGACGAGGUGAAGUUACUUGUUGACCACAUAGCAGGCAUGCGUCAAAAGUUCAUCGGCGGAGCAUCUUGAGGAUGUUUGUGAAUAAGAAUCUCUAGCAACCGGUGGAAAUCUGGUGUUCAGACAUUACAUUAUUGAAACUUACUGGGGAGUCUUACUUAUGUCCCUCAGAAACGAAAAUUCACAUCAACAUCAAAUUCGUAACUG
This is a messenger RNA of Dothidotthia symphoricarpi CBS 119687, 3586 nucleotides long. RefSeq lists its product as uncharacterized. Gene Ontology annotation, biological process: protein phosphorylation. Bases 17 to 3451 code for a protein of 1144 amino acids. Gene Ontology annotation, molecular function: protein binding; ATP binding; protein kinase activity. The transcript is spliced from 3 exons. The record is from RefSeq and is a predicted model, not a curated record. Lineage: Eukaryota; Fungi; Ascomycota; Dothideomycetes; Pleosporales; Dothidotthiaceae.